Messenger RNA from Thyridium curvatum, 2259 nucleotides. RefSeq lists its product as uncharacterized. Gene Ontology annotation, biological process: positive regulation of transcription by RNA polymerase II. Gene Ontology annotation, cellular component: nucleus. The coding region runs from base 1 to 2259 and encodes 752 amino acids. Gene Ontology annotation, molecular function: transcription cis-regulatory region binding; zinc ion binding; DNA-binding transcription factor activity, RNA polymerase II-specific. The transcript is spliced from 3 exons. NCBI's taxonomy places the organism in Eukaryota, Fungi, Ascomycota, Sordariomycetes, Thyridiales, Thyridiaceae. The record is from RefSeq and is a predicted model, not a curated record.
AUGGAUCAUCCUCUUACUGUUGUGGCCGACGAAGGAGAGCUUUCCUGGUCGGACAACCACAGCAUGGAUUCCGAUGACGGCCAUCCUCUUGGCAUACCGCACUCGUCCCCGUGGUUAGAUGCCAUCUCAACUACAUCCGCGACGGCGUCCAUAUCCUCUAUCGCCUCACAGAUGACGCAUGGGGCUCAGAUCUCGCCCAUCAGCACCGCCAUUGACAUCCCGGGUGCCGCCGUAGACGGCCAUGUCUGUCACUCGGCCGCCUCUCACUCGUCGACGGCGCCUACCAUGAUCCACUCUGCCUCAUCCUCCUGCACUGACUCCUGGAGCAUUGGCUACGGUGACGCAGAUGAGAUGCCCGGCAGAUUUGAGGACAACGAAAUGCAUUGGGACCAAGACUCUGACGACGUCCUCACGGUCCCCAAACUGGAGCCUCUGGAGGACGACUUCAGCCUCGACGACGUCAAAGAGGCGCCCAUGACACCCGUGGCGAGCAGCAAUGCCCCGACCCCGGCUGUGUCCAAGAUCAAACGCCCUCGGGGUAGACCCCGGAAGAAUCCGCCCAGCAGCAGUGCAAACAACAGCAAGGUCACCAAAGGCCGUUCCAAGACAGGAUGCAUCACUUGUCGAAAGCGAAAGAAGAAGUGCGACGAAGCCAAGCCUCGAUGUAUGAACUGUGAGAAGAACGCAGUGGUAUGUGAGGGUUACCCUGAGAAGCAGAUUUGGAAGAGCGGUAAAGAGAAGGCCGAGGAAGAGCGACUGAAAGUCGAGACGUUACCAAUGAUUACGCUCCAGCCGAUAUUCAGUGGAUUGGAAACACCCGAAGACAUGAUCUUCUGGAAGCAUUACAAUGAGCAUCUUAGCGCCGUGCUUACCGUGGAAGGGCAGCACAAGAAUGCAUUCAACGACAUGCUCGUCCCUGUCGCCACCAAGCACCAAGGCCUAAUGCAUUCCAUCCUGGCACUCUCCAGUAAGCAUCUCGACUACGAUGCCCCUUACGCCGUGAAUUUUCUCAAGAAGUAUCCGAACAUCACUCUCGACACUCUGCAUCAGCGAGCCGAGUUCCAUCAUGAGAAAGCAAUCGAGAAAUUGUACGCGGACAUGAAUCGACAGGAGAACAAGGACGACCCCCAACACAACACGGUUCUCUCGGCCCGCUACGGUCAGAUACUCUGUCUGCUCCUGGAGUCGGUCGCCGAAGGCAACCCUCGAGGGGAGCAUCGCAUUCAUCUGGAGGCAUACCAAAACCUCAUACGACACUCUCCACCCGAGGACCCGGCGUUUGCGUCUUUCAUCAGCGAGUUUUUCCAGUACCACAUCUUUGCCGACGAGCUCAUUCGGUACCCUGACCUGCAUUCGAAGCGUCUCGCGAGUGAAGACUGGCGUGCGGACUCUACAAUGCGUCCGCCUCGGCUGAUUGGUGUUGCCGAUGGCCUCUUCCGAUACCUUUGCCAAAUCACUUCGAUCCGGAACCAGAUCCGGCUCAACAUGGCGGCACAUAUCGAUCCCAUCGUUGACUACACCAGCCUAUACCGAGCAGCUGAGAUAGAUGCAGCGAUCCGCGACUGGAACCCACAUUGGCCUCCAGGAGACAGUCGUGAUCGUGUCGGGCUCCUGUACAAGCAGAUGAUGUGGGUGUACCUGCUACGGACAAUCUACCCGCCACUUCACUCUCCCUCCAGCUCGGCAGCAUCCUCAGCUGCGACGUUGAUGACGAUGCCAGUCUCGGCUCCUACCACAGUUGGCACCCUGGCCCCUCUGGCCAAUACACCACCACGGUCGGCGUCUCCUAGCUGUGCCUCUUCACCCUCACCGAAGAUGGAGGCCUUCAAUAAGGAAGAUCUUCGGCUGCGGAGACACUCCAUCGCCAACCCAAAGCCAUUUGUGACGCAAGGCUUCUACUCGAACAGGGCAGAAUCCCCACCUCCCGUUCGUCAGCCUCCGAACCACGAUCCACGGAUCACGCUUGCAGUGGAAGAGUCUCUCACGAUACUCGACUCAUUCAAGCCCAGCGAUCCUGUCCAGACCCUCUUAUUGGUUCCGUGUCUUGUUAUCGGCACUGCAUGUUUCGCCCCCUCACAGCAGGAGCGCGUCCGUGCGGCCGUUCGUACUGUCCGGGGCUACACAGGACUUCGGAACACGGACCGAGUAGCCCAACUGCUCGAGGAGGUCUGGCGUCUUAUGGAGCGCGGGGACUGGGCUCGAGUCUGGGACUGGCAGGGAGUAGCCAAGAGCAUGGGUGUUGACUUCCUCUGCACCUGA